Notechis scutatus (mainland tiger snake) is the source of this 9381-nucleotide messenger RNA. The record is from RefSeq and is a predicted model, not a curated record. NCBI's taxonomy places the organism in Eukaryota, Metazoa, Chordata, Lepidosauria, Squamata, Elapidae.
AUGGCCGAGCUUCCCAAAAGCAGAGCGCGAUCCCCGACUCUGCCUCCUCCGGCCCCCGCCAUUUUCUACGGCUCUGUGGAUCCAAGAAACCCAGUGGUUCACCGGUUCGAGUCCGACCUGAGCGAUUGCCUGGGCUUCCUCAAGCGGAAACGGGAAGCGGGGGCCGCGAGCUCCAAGGAUCAGGAGCUGCACAGGCGAGGAACCACUUCUUUGUUCAAUAUCUGGAACAACUAUAGGCCUCGACUCCCAGAUUGGUAUUACAAUGAAACACUUGUAAAAAUUGGUGAUCAGCUUAUGGAAAUGAAAGAACAUAAGCUAGCAUUUUUGUAUUGCUAUGAGCAGUAUCUUCAACAAAUUAGUGGUAUAAAUAUAAAAUAUGGAUUAGAUGCACAUCAAUUAAAGUCUAAUUUUUUCCCAAAUGGAUUUAGAGAUCAAAGUGCUACACGUACACUCCAUGUUCUGCAAGCAAGGAAUAUUUGUCUUUAUAAAAUAGUAUGUGAUAAAGACAGUGACCUCCUAAAUCAAGACUCUGUGAAAACAUGUUUUGGCAUCUUAACCAUACUGCAACUCAUCAUGCAGAUGACUUUGCCCCAUGAACAUUUAUGUUGGAUCGUCUACAAUGGUACAGUUCAUAUGUAUACCAUAUGUAGGCACUUGAUGACUAUAGGCCAAUCAGCUAAGGUGCUGGAAUAUUUAUUGUGGGCAUCAUUAUGUAUGGAAUCAUCAAUUCCACUUUUAGCUGUACACUAUUUGACAUGGAGAUCCACUCUGUAUGCUGCUGUCUGUCAGUGUUAUUAUGAUUGCCAAUCAGGUAUUCAUGGAGAGGUGUUUGCACGGCGUGGUUUGAUUAAAAUUGAUGAACUAAAGCAAAUGGAGUUUAUGAGUUCAUCACCUCUGAGUACAGAAACAAAGAAAAAAUUCAAAGAAGCAACUGUGAAGAUGGCAGCAAUGAUUUUUAAAAGAACAAUAUUUGAACCAAGAAGGCGACCAAAAGGAGUUCUGAGACCAAGAAUAAAAGCUAAUCUGAAAGAAGCACAGCAUUUGCCUUGGCCUCGUACCAUCACAGAACGGUUGCUGAUGGAAAUAUUUGAUUGCAAUUCAUCAAUUUUUUUUUCCAUUAUGGAAGCUCUCUUUGAUAAAAACAGACGGACCCUUAUCCCUGGACCUUCUGUUCCCGACGAAAUAGAAGUGCGUGAUAUUAUUGCGGAACUCUGUUUUGCAGGCGCAGAUAUUCUUGAUGGUGGUGGCAUCAAUGUUUCAAUUAAUACUUCUGAAGUUUCUUCAAUAAUAACUACUUCAUCACUUAUGCAGCAGAUAUUAGCAGGGAAAAAUGGUAUUUCCGCAGAUGCUGCAUUAAGAUUUAUUAAGAUAGUCUUCAGUUAUGAGGAAUGGGAUUCAUUUGAUCAUGCAAUUGUAGCGUUUUUUUCAUUUCUUCAGAAUCAAAGCAAUCCAGUAUGGAAGAAAGCAAAAGCAGAAGUCAAGCUACUACUUGUAAUGCAAAAUUUAUUGACCAUAAGAAAAGCAAGACAUGGUUUGUGUGUUCAAGGAGAUAAUAUCCGAGAAACAGCUGCUUUUCGUAGUCAAGGGAAAAAAUAUAUAGGGUUUCUAGAAGGAUCCGUACAACCACCAAAAAUUACUGAUGAUCUUUUUCUGCUGGCAAGGACUCUUUAUUCUUCUGUCUGUAAAGCUGAAGAGGUUCACCAGCCAUCCAGAGAAAUGAUAAUUGAUGCAACCAUGUUUCUGUGGCAAAAGUGUAAAGUAGGAAUUCAAAAGAUCCAGAUGAGUGGAAGUAACUUCUUAAAAUUCAUUCAUAAAUACCAAACACCAAAGUGGCUUCACAUUCUUUAUGUAGUUAAUGAAGUAAUUCACACCAUUAAUCUUGGAAUCACUAAUCCUGUAUUAAUAGCUGAAGUAUCAUUAAGGCUAACAUCAGUGAUGGAAAAUAUUGCAGACUUCAAAUCUGGAGACAUACCAGUUUUAGCAGAAGAUGAUUCUCUGUUUUCAGAAUACUACACCAGUAACAUUCCUUCAUUAUUACAGCAACCUCCCCGAGAACAAUUAUUUUUGGCUUAUGAGUAUAUUGACAGAGCAAUUAUAGCAAUUAAUCGAGCUCAUGUACUAACAGUUUUACCUGAUGGAACAUCAGUGUUUGAUAAUUAUUGUAAAAAGAUGACUACAGAAGAGCAGGUUGUGAAUAAAACUUUAUCAUCAGAUAAUGAGAGAUCACCAAUAGGGAACAAUUUUAUUAUGGAUCUACACAUUGAACUUAUUCAGGCUCAGCACCGAAUAGCAAUUAAACUACUUAAUGCAACUCAAGAUACUCAAAGUGGUGACGAAAAUCCAAAGGCCAAGGGUCUUGCAAGGAAUGUAAGCCAGUUAAAAUGUCUAACAGAAUUGGAGAUAAUGGAGAAAAUAAAAAAGAAUAAAUUGUCCAAAGCUCUCUACUUGAUGCAGAAAGCUACGCUGAUGCUUCCAGUAGGAUUAGAUUGUUCUUCUGCAAAUCAGCUUCUGAAAGAAGCAUUUAUUCUGAUUCAGAAAACUGAAAUGGAACAAAAUACAUUAAAUGCCACUUUAUUAAAUCAUACAAAUAGCACGAAAAGCAAAGUUCCACCACCUCCAAUACUACUUUUUAGGACAAAUUGUUCCAUGGCAUUUAAGCCAGCACCAUUUUCUUCAGAUGUGAAGGUUUUUUGGUACAGCAUUUUUGGGUGUGUAGCAGAAGGAAGCAAUCCAAAAGCUCGGUUAAAUAAUUAUAGUCUCAAGAACACAGCAGAAGCGAUACCAGCUGAUGAAACUUGUGUCUUAGAAGUACAAGAUUUAGAGGCCAAUCAAAAUUAUGUAUUUGCAGUUGCAGCCUAUGAUUCAGAUGGAAAAAUUAUCGGUGAUAGCAUUGGAGAAACAACUAAACCAAUUCUUGCCUAUCCUCCUCUAUCUGUUGCUAUUGUCCGAACAUAUCUGAUUCAGUCUGCUUUUCAGAUUGAAAACUAUGCAUUAUGCAAAAAAACAUUUCAACCACUCUGGGAUUGUUUUGUCUCAGUGCCCUGUACUCCUGUUACUGAUGUCACUAUAGUUUCUGUAAGCAGCACUUUGUCUGUACCGCAGAACAGGCUAAAUUCUGAAGCCCUGCUACAGGCAUCUCCAAACCUCUUAUAUAUGUUUCUGAGAAGUAUUUUUAUCAUGAGUGACAUUAGUGUCAAUGAAGGAUGUCUCUUCUGUGAUUCUAUUUGUUUCAAUGAGCUUAAGUAUAAAAGACAAGUUGCUAGAAUAGAUGAAUGUGGGCGAAUGCUGGUGGCAGUUGAACUUAGUAACUGGCUAAAUGAUGUUCACUAUGCCCUUCAGUCAGUUGUUAAUUGUUACGGCCUUAUAGCUCCCCUGAUCUAUCACAAGAUUCCCUCUAAACCUGUCAUUCAGAUCAUUAUUAAGUAUCUCAAGGUUCUUCAAGAAAUUCCGACUAUAAUAUUCCAAAGAAAAUCAACAGGAUGCUUUGAUAGUAUUCAGCACAUGAUUGCUUGUUCUUGCUAUUUUACAGCAAAGAUACUGCACUUAUGGAAAGAAUAUGAGUUAGCAGUAGUCAUUAUUAACUAUGGAAAAAAGUUGUUGGAUUGCUCACAAACACCAUCCCAAGCAGCUAUAGCUGGAGAAGGAGCGGAUGAAAUACUAGAAGAAGAGAUUCCUUCUAAAAGGCUGAGAGGACAUAUGGGUGGAGUUGGAAAAGUAAAUGAGAAUUUAGAAGUUCUGGAAAACAUGCUUCUGAAAUUGAUAAAAGCAGGACAAGAUCUUACAGGAGAAGAAGAUCCUUUAUUCUUGUAUCCUGUAGUUACAAAUUGGCAACCAAAGACUGCUUAUAGGGAAGUACUGAAAUUUAAGAAGAACUCUCGUUUCCUUGAAUAUUUUGUUAUGCUUGUAUUCAGAGCCCUAAAUGAGGAUAAAUUGUUGCGAAUACUGGAGUGGUCUGAUGAUGUUCAAGAAUAUCUUAAAAAGCGGAAUAGAUUCCUUCUUGGUAUCAAACAAAUUACAAAAAAGAAGAAGAAAGUUCGUGGAUCUGCAGAAACAAAGAAGACCAUAACACAAGAAGUUUCAAAGGUUAUCGAUUUAACACCCAAGAAGAAAGGUUCCAAGAAGAAAGGUCUGGCUAAACAACCAGGCCAGGUUAAAACACCUGGUGGAAAACGGUGUAGAUAUCUACAAAGAAGUACUGUCCCUAUGCUUUUAUUUAGGAAACAAAUAGAAGAAAAAAGAAAAAUUGCUUUUGAAAUCCUGAUAAUUAAGCUAAAUAUAUGUUCUGAUGUCUACAUAAGGCGAAGAAGAUUUCGUCGGUUAUAUAAUGAAGAAAUGCCAUGGCGAGCUCAGCUUAACAUUUACCUGGCAAUUGUUCAUUUUAGUUUGUUUAAAAAACGUGCACAGGAACUCUGUAAUACUGAAAAUUUUGUACAAAGUCCAGACAGUUAUCAUGAUGUCAACCCUGAAAUAUUCUCAUUCAGCAAUUCAGGCACAAUCAUAAUAGCAUCAGAGGAAGAAAUUACAGAUAUUAAACAUCUGUCUUUUAAAAGAACAUUGUCAGGAAAAAUCAGUAAAAAAACUGACACCCCUGACCCUACUUCCCCUGCCUUCGACAAUGGGCUUUCCUUGCCUGCUUCUAGCCCUACAUUACAAAGUAUUUCUCCAGACACUGUUUCCAGCUCAAGCAUACAUGACCACAAUAAUUGUCUCUCCCCUGAAAUUGAUGCCAUGAGCGAAUCCAGUGAAUUGACCCAACUCUCAGCUUCAGAACCCGUUUUUUCUCCUGAUCGUAGUUCUAAAUUGAGUGAUAGAGACACUCCUCGACUGACUCAAGGUUAUAUUCCUGUUAAAGAACGUGAAAAAGCAACUUGUUAUUCUGCUGUGCUGGAGCAUUUCACAAAAACAUUCCUAUAUUUUAGAAGAGCUGUGGUUGUUGCCCAUCGAGGUCGCCACUGGACAUUGCUUCAGAAUGCCUGCCGAGACCUUUGGAACUAUACUCGGGAAAUACAAAUUAUUAUUAAGCAUUCAGGAUCUUUUCAUGCACCCUUUCCUGUUAACAAGGAGAUUUUUCUUAAGACCAUUUGGUUACCAUACUAUUUAGCAUCAGAUACAUUGCUUGAUAUGAUAGUUGAGCUUCAAGAUAGCAAUUAUGUUAAGAUUAUUGAGCCCAAGGGAAAUUUUGGUGUUCCAAGCUGCAUAGGAGGCAUUGCUGUUGAUGAAGGUGGUUCCAGCCUUUCUUUUGAACAUCCCCUUGAUGAUGUGAAUAUUAUAGAUUUCCAAGGAAUACGCCAUUUCAUUCUGCAAACUCUUGAGUUUCUGUUUCGUUUGAAGAAAUGGGAAUCACUAGUUAACAUAGCUAUGCAAUUUAACACAGUUACACAUGAAAGAUAUAUGGAGCAAGUAACUCCUGUGUUGGUGUUUGCCCAGAGGCAGCUGCAGGAAAAAAAACUACUCUGUAUCAGUCUAACCAGACCACUAUUUUCUGUUCCUCUGGAUCCGAUGGAUACGCUAAAAUGUUUUAGAGAAACUCUGGAAAAAUCAAAGAACCACAGCAGAGCCCUUAAAUACAGCAGGAAAUUGCUUUGUUUAUUUCUUGUUGAUGUGCGAGACUCUUCUGGAAGAUUAGAGAUAUAUGCAAACCAGAAGACUUCACGUGGAAAAGUGGGAUUUACUAUGGGAGCUGAGUUGACGUAUGAACCAGAACCACCUGAUCUUUCAGAAGAAAGUUUUACUUGCCUCAGUAUGGUUGAGAGCAACUCCAUUCCCCAGUCAAAAGUCUCAGUAGUGAUCUCUUCAUAUGAACAAACAAUUGAAGUUCUUCAAAGAAAUAAUCAGCAUGGUCUCAUGGUCCAGGCUUUUCAUGAACUUGGAAAUCUGCAUUUUUUCACAGGAAGCAAAAGAAUUGCUUUCAAAUGCUGGUGUCAGGGCCUUGAUGCAGUUCUCAAAAUGGAUGAUGCACUUCAUCAGUGGCAAGAAUUAGAUGACUCAUCAGAGAAAACCACUGGUAAUUUGUCAGAAACAUCUCAAGUUUAUUCUGAGAAGUUUAUUUCUCGGGCUGGAAUUUGGGGUUGCCUACAAGGAGCAACCUUAGCAGCUAAAAUAGCUCAGCAUUCAUUACAAUAUAACAUUAAACUAAGAACCAAAACCUGCAUUUUAUCUGCUAUACUCUUCAAGUCUUUGUUUAGAGCCUCACUACCACAUCCUAAAGCUGAUUGUGACUUUGCACAAUAUGAAACAGACAUAUUAAUUCCUGGCAUUGAUUUAUUUGUGGAUUACUAUAGAGCUGAUAUUGCAACAGUUAUUGCAAAUCUCAGUUUUGUUCUGCAUGAAUUGCAUUGCAGAAGGCAAAAUCUAAUAAUUUUGCCAUUGUUCACAUUAUAUCAGUACUUUGUGUCAGAAAUUUGUCGAAAUGAAAUUAAGUGUAUUGAAGGAAGGAUUCUAAAGAUAAAAGUUCUUACAGAUUUGGGAUUUUUCUCUGAUGCCUUUCAUGAACUUUGUAUUAUUAAUCGUGGCGAUAAAAUUCCUUGGAAAUUGCCUACCAUAUACAAACGUACUACAAAAGUUUGGAUCUGUCCAAAUUUUGAUUCAUCACAAACCCUCUUGACAAGUGGAAAUCUACAGGUAUUGGAAGAAGUUUUUAACAGGCCUAUACAUUCAUCAUGGACUGUAGCAUGUGAACCAAAAAUCAUGGAUAAUUUUAUGUUAGCUAAAAUGCAUUUUAUUAUUAGUGUAUCUGCAACAUUAUGUUUUAUUCCUGAAAAAGUAAUAAAGACAGCAUAUUCUACUGACUCUGAAGCAUUAAGAAGGUCAGGAAGAAAUACUGAUGCAUUCAUGAAAGAAUCAUUGGGAAUUUUAUUGGCAGAAGCUGAAGAAAGAAUUAAUUUAAUUCUUGAAACCAUACAGAGUAAGUAUGGUGCACUGAUAUAUAAAUGUUCAGCCAUAGAACUGGAAAUUGUCAUUGAAGCUAAACUUCAGCUUGCAGCUAUUGCUCAACAGAGACUCCAAACAGCUUUCAGUGCUGCACUGGUUUUUUCUGCAAUAAAACUUCUUCAAGAUGCAGAGGUUUUCACAGAUACAUCUAAUUCUCAAAAAGAUGCAGAGAGAACAGAUAAGGUAUAUUUCAGUUGGAUUUCUACUGAGGAUUCUAAUCUAAUUCACAAUAUAACUGCACGAGAACAUUUGAAUAUACACAUAUGGCUAAAAUGUCGUUUGGCAUUAGUGAUUGCAAUUACAGCACAGGCAAGAGGCAUUGAAAUAAUGAAAGAAAAUGAAUUAACAGAGUGUUCUAGUCUGAUUAAUGAAUUACAAAUGGAAGCUGAAGCAUUCAAUGAUGUUGAGACUCUUGCUGAAAGUACCAUGCAAGCUGUUAUACUUGGCCUUCAAGAAAGACUACCAGUGGCUGAUAUCAAGCUUCAUUUACAGAAUGUAAUCAAAUUGCUUGAAGAAAAAACACUGAUUUCUCCACCAGCUAAUUUAAUAUUAGUACAGAGUAUGCUUCUGCUAGCUGAUAUAAUGAGAACAGAAACAGAAGAUGGUUCAGAAUCAUCUAAAACUGACCAGUUAAAUGUAUUAGUUCAGGCACACGCACUAGUAAUUAAACAGCUGUUUAUUUUGGGGCAAUCACUUGAACAACAUAGACAAGAUCCUACUUUAACAACUCUAAAAAUGCCUUUGAUGAACAUAUAUCUCCCACAUAUCGCAUUACUGGCAAAAGUCAAAAUGAGAAUUGGGCAUACUUUAACUUUAGAAUUGUCAUGUAAAUCCAAACCUCAGAGUGAGUUGCAGUGGGUAAAAGCCCUACAAUACACAGAAACAGCACUAAAACUUUCUGUAGCAUCAGUAAAAGAAGAUUUAGAUCUAGAAGCUGAACUUCUUUUUCGAAAAGGAAGAAUAGAACGACAACUUGAUUCAUUAGGUCUUAAUAAAUCAGAAUUAGCUGUUGACAGCUUGCUGGAUGCCAUAAAUUUAAGCCUGCUGAGUUACCAGCACUAUGGAUUAAUAAGAAGAUCAUACAUGGAGAUAGCACUGCUUUACUUUUAUUUAUGUACAAACAAGGAAGAGUCUCCUACUUCAGGUACUGUGAAAGGAAGAACAUUUAAGCAGAGGCCACCUCAUUCUCUUACUUCUGCAGAUAUUACUGUUCUUGAAAUGUACAGAGUACAAGCCUGGAUUGCUGUAAGAAGUGCUGCACAGGUCAGUGAAGCAAUUCUGACCUCUCAGCAAUUAACUGGCAGAAAGGCUGUUAAAUUGUAUCACAUGAGACAAAGAAUGCAACAAAAUAUGCCUGAAUUUGCUCUUCUGGAUCUCAGUUCUUCUUACAAAGAUUUUUUGUCUGGAAAAUAUGAAGUUACUUAUAAAAUUCCCGUGGUAUGUUCUGUACAAGAGACAAAAUCAGAAAGUAAUGGAGUUGAAAGAGUCGCUUCUAAAGAAAGCCAGGGCAGACCGGAAAUACCUUGGCUUCAUGUACUACGCUACCAUACAUACUUAACCAGGUUUUUGAACCUGACUCCGCUGGCUGCUGUCCCAAAAGCAGGAAAAGGCUUAUUUGUUAAAGAAGAUGUGCUGUACACCUCAGUGUUUGACACAACAAUUGCCCUGCGCUUGGCAAGACUUCAUUCUUUUUUAAAAAGCCAUUUGCCCAUUUAUUCUGGCUGCUGUCUUCAAGAGCCUCCAAAACAGCUGUAUGGUUUGGAGAAGCCUUUCUUUAGCAUGACUGCAAUUGGAAAGGGAAGUCUAGGAUCAGGUGGAAUUUCACAGAGAACACCAUCUAUGAAAAUGAUUUCCAGUACUUUUACUUCUGAGAUAGACAUGCAUUCAGACAACAAAGCAACCUGUUCUCCCAUGAAGGAACUUUGUGUGCAGUGGUACCUUCCCUCUUUGGAAAAAUCAGCAAAUGAAGAAGAGACUAUGGUUUUGUUCAUUUUUGCUUAUAAUAUAAAACCUAUCAAAAUUAUCAACAUCAGUUCUUUCAAUUCAGCUUACAUAAACUGUGGUUAUUUGUGGAUUCCACUGAACAGAGUUAUUGCUCUACGUGAAAAAUUGGCUGAUUUGAAGCAACAACUUGAAAUGUUAAUACAGUCACAGAUGACUGAACAGACUGAACUGAUUGAAAUACAGAAAGGUUUACCUCCCAAAGGACUUGGAACUCAUACAGCAAAGGUGCUAUUGGACAAAAACACCAAGGAAAUGGUUAAAGUGUGCUUUUCUGAAAUAAAAGCCUUGUUGUCUAUUACCACAGAUCACUCUUCACCGCUUAAAGAGAUCCCAUUUGAGAUCACUCUACCAUCAAUAAAAAAUUUAAGCAAAUUGUUCGAUCCAGCAAAUGGAUGUGUAAUAAUGGCAGGAAACGUUUUCAGCUGGAUAGUAUCUCUGCUUGCUUGA